UUUAGUUCAAAUUCAGGUAAAAAUUAAAAUGGUGUAUAAAUGUUCCAGAGCCCCGAUUUUCUCUCUCUGUGACUCUUCUCUCUCUGCCCUUCUCUCUUCUCCGCAGCCAUUCUUUUCUGUUUUUGCUGGAGUUGAGUUGUAUUAGUAGAAGAUUUAGUAAUGUCAGAAAGCACUAGUAUUCCUGAGGCCCAGAGAUUAGCUCCGUCGCUGUUGAAUCCUUCAUCACGUAUUAUUUGUCGAGUAUGUGAAAAGCAGUUUUCACAGUAUACUUGUCCACGAUGCAACACGAGGUACUGCUCUCUUCAUUGCUACAAGUCUCAUAGUCGAUCUUGCACUGAAUCUUUUAUGAGAGAUAAUGUAGUUGAGGAGCUCAAACAGUUGGAACCUAAUGAUGCAACUAAACAAAAAAUGAUGGCGAUCCUCCAACGGUUUCAUACACAAGAAGAGAUAGACAACUCAGAUGAGCUGUUGGAUAGCACACCGGGGGAUGUUACCGAUUCAAAUUUCUCAGAGGUGGUUAUUCAAAAGAUUUUAUCUGGAGGAGAAAUCCAAGUUGAAGAUUUGUCUGAGGAUGAAAAGAAAAGAUUUCAAAGAGCAGUGGUUUCUGGAGAGCUAAGCAGGAUGAUUGAGCCAUGGGAACCUUGGUGGUUGAAGCCUUCUGCGAAAACAAUCCAUCUCAGCGAACAAGGUAGCCGACUUGUGCAACCAAUUGUGAGACACGAGAGCAUAGCAUCAAAGAGCGAAAUUGUUGAAAAUGAUCAGUCACUCCACAUUCCGCCUGGACCAGAAACCCCACUGCCUCCAGUUAGCAAGCUUAGCGCUACUGCACCUUCCCCGCUUCUAGCAGUUCACCUAGUAGACAUCAUCUAUAGUUACUGUUUCACCCUUCGCCUUUAUAAUGGAGAGUGGCUAACAGAUCCGAUAGGAUCAGUUAUGCAUGCUCUGAGUGUAUCUUUAGUUCUUGGUCAAGGGGGGAAGCCAGAAACUGUUUCGGAAGCUGUAUCUCAUUGUUUGGAGCAAACAUGUUCCCCAGUUUUGAGGCACGUGGGUGGCUUGCAAUUUGGAUUGGGCCUCUUAGAUGAUGUAGUAUGCCUACUUUCUAUUGGUGGAACAGCUUUGGUUUGUCUGCUUUGUGAUUUUCAGAGGAUGAUUCAGGCUGCAGAGAAGGAGCUCAAAUCGGAGAAACCACGCAAGUCAAGAAGAGUAGAGGCUAAGGGCAAUCUCAAGUCUGCUGAGAGGAAAGUAUAUUUUAUGAUGUGUUGGGUCCAUGAACAGCAUGAAGACACUUGGUUUUCUAUAGCAAGCAUGGUAGAAGCAGAAAAAAGCGCAAAUUUGGCUUGCACAGGUAAUAGAAAGGAUACCUUGAGUGUACAAGAGAGAGCCCGACCUCGAGGCAAGAUGUUGAUUGAGGAGGUUUAAGGACCUUUUUGGCAACAUUAUGAAGACACUUAAAAUACAGUCUUGAAUGGUGCUUGGUAGUUGUAAUAUUGAGAACUAGUCUAGUCUUCUAAUUUUGGUAAUGCUAGUUUGGAGUAUCGAAUUGUCACACAUCUAUGGGUAUGCAGGUUCUUUCAGUUAUUAAUUCCUAUUCUAUUUUCUA
Daucus carota subsp. sativus is the source of this 1600-nucleotide messenger RNA. RefSeq lists its product as uncharacterized. The transcript has 6 exons. The record is from RefSeq and is a predicted model, not a curated record. NCBI's taxonomy places the organism in Eukaryota, Viridiplantae, Streptophyta, Magnoliopsida, Apiales, Apiaceae. The coding region runs from base 160 to 1419 and encodes 419 amino acids.